Molecule: messenger RNA, 2100 nt
Organism: Diplodia corticola
Lineage: Eukaryota; Fungi; Ascomycota; Dothideomycetes; Botryosphaeriales; Botryosphaeriaceae
Product: choline transporter-like protein
Exons: 1
Coding region: 1-2100 (699 amino acids)
Biological process (GO): transmembrane transport
Cellular component (GO): plasma membrane
Molecular function (GO): transmembrane transporter activity
Source: RefSeq, a predicted model, not a curated record
AUGCCCAACCCGUAUGGGCCCAGCGCCUCGCAGGUCUCGCGCUUUCCUUUCGCCUCGCGCACUUCCGGCCCCGCUCCGCUUUUUUACUCUGCCACCGACGACUUUCGGGAAGAGGAUGACGGCUUGGAGCACGAACGCGAGGUCGCCGAUUUUUACGCCCUUCAAAAAUCGCGCCGCCAGUUUGGGGGGAGCCAUUUGACCGACUCCUCCGAUAUGGACGACCACGAGCGCGCAUCGAAGUCUGAGCACAGCCACGGGGGUGAAGAUGGCGAUGAUGGAACUCCGUUUGCUAGGGGAAUCAGAAGCUCGUGGAGGGGGAGCAGGGCGACAGUAAGAGGCCGAGAGCCUACCGUGCAGCCUAUUCAAGAAGCCGAAGGUCGAGAACGGAGUGCCAGCGGCUCCGAAGCGAGUGCCCCAAGCAGCAAGGGGAAGGGCAAACUUGUCGAUGUAGAACUGGCCUCGACGGCGAAGGAUAGCGGAGAUGAGUUCCACGACGACUACUCAGACGAUGACCAAGAUGCUCCGCCAGCAUAUCAGCACAUUCCUCGAGCCCAAGGGAUCAAUCCGCCCCGUAACCCGUUACGCAACACGCUGCCGAUACCCCUGGAAACAGAUGAGGAGGCUCUCUUGCAGGAUCCAAGGCCAGCAAGCCCAGACCGCGAAACCGUCGUCACCAUCGUACCCGAGGAACAAGAGGAACGAUACGACAGUUUUUGGUCGUAUUUGUAUCUCAUUUGCCUCGCCGCCUUCUUGGGGACGACAUUUCUCGUUUGGCUGCACACCUCGGCACCAGGCAAGAAGCUGCCGCUGGGAGACACCAUCUAUUCCACGCUGCAUUCGUCAUUUCAUUUGCUUUCAGUCUAUACGCUCGUAUCCAUGAUUGUGGCAGGGCUUUGGCUAGCAUGCUUGUCAUACUUUGCUCAACCGCUGGUGCAGCUCAUCACUUUGGGCGUGCCCAUCAUUCUUACAUCGUUCUUCCUAUACCCCUUCAUUUCAAGCUUCAAGGGGUCAGAAACAACUUUCCAGGAUAAGGCCAUGCGUUGGACAUCCUUUGUUCCAGGCGUUUGCGCGGUUCUUUGGAUCCACAUGGUAUACCAAGGACGGCGAUCGAUCGAUAAGGCAACUCGCAUAUUACAGCUUGCGAGCCGGGUACUUGCGGAAUGCUCAGCUCUGGUCGUUGUCGGCAUGGCUGUUCUUGCGUUUACCGUGCUAUGGACAUGGAUUUGGAUAGGCCUUUUCACCCGGCUAUUCCUCGAGGGUCACAGGAGUGAUGGUAAAAUCACCCUUUGGGUUAUCGAUUUCAGUACCUGGUGGCUUGGCGCUUUCUACAUCAUCUUCUUCCUGUGGACCUCUUCAAUCAUCGCAGGGAUUCAACGAUCGUUGACGGCGGCCACCGUGAGUCAAUGGUACUUCCACCGCUACGCGACGCCAAAGCCAACAAGCCGCCAAGUUGCUCAAGCAUCUUUCUGGCAUGCCGUUGGCACCAUGUUUGGCUCCAUCUGCCUUUCGACUUUCUUGACGAUCGCCCUCCGGCUCCCUCUCAUGGUCCUACCUCGCCGCUUUGCUGCUUUCGUGAGCCUUUGCUUAUACCAGUUUAUUCCAACUUCCGCGGUGAUGCUCACGAACCCGCUCACGCUUACUUACGCCUCGAUUCACUCGAUGGAUCUUCGUCGUGCAGCACACGGACUUCGCCAACUCUCCUUCGUCUCGCAUUCAAGGCCCACAACAACCUUGACGCCGCGUUCCUUCUCAUCACCGUCUGGCCAUGAACUCGUUCCCUACCGCUUGGCGAAGUUGUUGCUGCACGCAACACGCUUCGUGAUGUGCAUGGCUCUAGGAUUCGGUGGCUGGGCCGGUACCGCCCACUCGCUGGAGCUCGCCGGUUCCAAGCAUCACGGCAGCUACUACGCGUACAUCGUCGGGAUGAUCGCAGCUGCAAUCGGCUGGAGCGUCCUCGGCGCAUUUGAAGGCGUGCUCGGCUUCAUCCUGGACGGGCUGAUCGUCUGCUGGGGAAGUGAAGUGGGCUCGCAAGGUACGGGACAGAGCAGGUACUGCCCCGACGCCGGGCAGCUCUUCGGUGAGGAGUCUCGUAGGCAUUAG